AUGGUGGACAAUGCCAACCCUCCAGACUGGCUGAGGGAGCGUCACGGAAAGCCUGCACGUCUGCCAGACGGCGUGCGCCCAGAUGCAUCCUCGCAAGGAACCAAGUCAAGCCUCGGUACGGCAGCGAGAGGAUCCAGAGUUCAGUACAAGACGGCGCUUGCCCCAGGAAACCUGGCUACAUUUGGUAAACAUACCCAAGUUCGAUCAUACGUACACUGGACUGCAGCUGUGCUAGCGAGCAAUCCGGACGGUCUACGGAGGGAAUCUAAGCCUUCCCAGGAUUACAAGCAGCGGAGGCAGGCAUUCGAAUCCAGAGCAACAGUGAUGGUUUCGCGCCAAAGGACAGCGGGCAGCUAUCGGGAACCCAACGAGCAGGUCGCCCAACAGGCAGAGAGGGCCCUGCGCGUCCAGGCUGACAGGAGCCAGCUGUCCCGCACAGAUGCUGUUGAUGGCAAAGAACCAAAGAAAAGCGCACAAAGGGAGACAUGUGCGCCGCUAACUGACAACGUGAAGAAAAGGGUGGAGCCGUCGCAGCAGCAUCUCGAGGAAGAACAUAUGCGCCGAGGGCCAGAGGAAGCCUCGAGACAAGAGUUAGAGGCGCGCCAUACAAGGGAGUAUCUUCUGAACAUGGUACGAGAUGGGGAACAAGUCAGAUCGACGCUGGAAAGUUAUUUAGCGAAGCGGGCCGAGCAGAUGGUGAGUGCCGCUCGCAAAGCAGCGGAGAGGAAGAAACAGAAAGAGAGAGAGGCAGCAGAACGGGAGGGGCUGGCCCAAGCGGAGAAGGAGAGUCGCCUACGGGAGGCCAUUGAGAGAGGAUUUGACAGAGACGAGAAAAAAAGCGUCCAACAGCUUAUUCUUGAGGUGGAAGACAUGCUGGCGAAGCGAAAGCGAAAAGAACUCUUGGAGAAGGAAGAUGCGGAGAGAAGAGCGUUGGAGACGAUGAAUGAAUUGAUGAGGCAGUGGGCGUAUCAGGCGACUGAGACAGUGCACAGGAAGGGAGCAGAGGCGUGCCUCCGAAGACAUGAGGAAUGCAACCGAGGUCAAGCAAGCCAGCUUCCUGCAGACAGAAUGGCAAACGCAGAUAGAACGUUGCCGGGAGCGAAUGCCCCUACACCUCGCCAGGAAGACAGAAGCGAAAUUGGUCGAAAGAGUUGGCCAGGCAGCCCUGCCGGUCAAUCUUCGAGCCUCUCCUGUUCCAGGGUGGCAGAACCGGACACGCUUUCCUCCCCCGGAUAUCCUUCCUCUCUUUCAUCGUACGACUUUACCUCCGAGAAAACCGAGCAGCAUGAUGGGAAUGAGGAAGAAUGGGUGACAACCUGCAGCGAGACAGAGAAAGAACGUCUGCGCGUGAAGCCCUUGAGUAACGAAGGACGCAAGCCCAAAUGCAACUCACGCAUCAGCUCACGGCUGCUAGGAUUGCUCGUUUCUUGUUGCUAUGAUUAUCUUAGGAGACGAAAAGGAGAGAGAGCUCCAUGCCGGAAUACCAGGGUGGUCCUCGUCCGUGGUGAGAUGAAAGCUGCCAAAGACGAGCCCCGAGUCGGCGGCACCCUCGCCUCCGUGAAGACAGUUCACUCCAAGCGACAGCAGGACAGAACUUCAGUGAGGUCCACUCACGCGGCAAAGGAGGCGAGACACUCUUACGAGGCGGACACCUACGAGACGACCGAUACUUUUCUGUCGCGGAUCACUGGACCUAGUCAUCCCCUACGCGGUGGUCGCGGUGAAGUCCCUUGUCGAGGAGCCGAAGAUACUAACAGACAGCAAGGACAAACGCGGCCUACAUUCAACACAACAAGAACAGAAAGCCACCGCGUACCACUGAUUACAAUGGUGGACGACGGUUUCAAAGCAGAGGUGGAGGCUCUCCGAGCACUCUUAAGAGUUCCUCUGCAGCCGGCAGCGGAGUUUUUGAGGGGGCCCUAUAAGACGGGCCCCGAGCCUCACCACUUUCUCCAGGUGCCUGUAUCCAGUGGAUCUUCUUCUUACGCCCCGCGCCGACAGAAGAUCGGCGACAACCCCGUGGGUCACCGAUGGUGCCGAGCGCUUGCUGGCCUACCGCAUGCCCUGGAUCAGGGGACCCCACAUCCGCUUGACUUGAAGCUUAACCCCAACUCCUGCAAAGGCACAACAAUUCUUGGAGACAAAGUAGCGGACGCUUGCUGGAUGACAUGGAGCCGUCGCAUGCGCGUGCACGACCCGCGCACCCCCUCGCCUCCUGGCAUCAUGAGGCCGGUUCGAGCUCAGCCGGCCGCCCAGGUAACAACCAGCGCUAGCUGGUGUUCGUGA
This is a messenger RNA of Besnoitia besnoiti, 2286 nucleotides long. RefSeq lists its product as uncharacterized. The record is from RefSeq and is a predicted model, not a curated record. The transcript is spliced from 3 exons. Bases 1 to 2286 code for a protein of 761 amino acids. NCBI's taxonomy places the organism in Eukaryota, Apicomplexa, Conoidasida, Eucoccidiorida, Sarcocystidae.